Molecule: messenger RNA, 1875 nt
Organism: Cladophialophora yegresii CBS 114405
Lineage: Eukaryota; Fungi; Ascomycota; Eurotiomycetes; Chaetothyriales; Herpotrichiellaceae
Exons: 9
Coding region: 1-1875 (624 amino acids)
Biological process (GO): transmembrane transport
Molecular function (GO): transmembrane transporter activity
Source: RefSeq, a predicted model, not a curated record
AUGGCGGUCGACGAAGAUGCUCAGAUCAAAUCAGACGACGCGUCGCUCAAGGAGAGUGUACGGCUCGAAACGGUCGAGAACAUGGGUGGCGUGGGUGCGGCCGAGGAGGAAGAAGACCCAGUCGUGAGUUUCAAGACAUGGGUCGUGGUGUGGAUUCUUUCCUGCGGCUACGGCCUCUCGUUCUGGCCCAUUCCCGUCAUGGCCAAUAUUGGUGGAUUGGUCGCUGCAGAGCUUGGGGAACCCGAAAAGGCAUAUUGGUUCAUCCCGGCAUGGACGAUUUCGAUUACCGUCUGUUUCAUGCUCUGCGGCGCAAAUACGGAUCUGCUCGGCCGACGCUGGUUCUUGGUGCUGGGGAAUCUGGUCUGCACAAUCGGCCAUAUCAUCACGGCGUCCAAACCAAAUGCCAGCGCCGUUAUCGCAGGCAUGGCGAUUUCCGGCUUCGGAGGAGGCAAUUGCCAGAUGGCAGCAUUCGCCCUUUCGGAACUGCUCCCCAAUAAGUGGAGGCACAUUGGCGUCGUCAUUGCCGAUAUCACCACCAUCAUUGCCGUCAUCAUCGGCCCAGUCACCGCCCGGUUCGGCAUCGAGAGCCAUACCUGGCAAUGGAAUUUCUGGGCGGCCGCGAUCGCCCAAUUCCUAUCCUUCUUGGGCCUUCUGUUCCUCUACUUCCCCCCUGCUCAUCCAUACGGUAUACCAUUCCGACAAAUGGUCAAGGAAAUCGACUACGUCGGUGGCCUCCUCUUCAUUGCUGGAGCCGUCCCUGUGCUCAUGGGCAUCGUGUGGACGACCGUCUACCCUUCCAAUAGCCCAUAUGUUAUCGGACCUUUGGUCGCUGGGUUCGGGUGUCUAGUUCUCUUCGCCCUGUGGGAGCGGUUUGCCAAGAUCAAGCACCCCCUGACCCCGACGUACGUCUUUACGUCGUCCUACGGCAGAGACCUGACAGCACCUGCGAUUGCGUUGGGCGUCGUGAACAUGUUUUACUACUCUAGCAGCAUCCUGUGGCCCACGAUGAUUCAAGCGCUAUACACCAAUGGAGGGACCAACUGGCGCUAUGGCAUCAUACUUUCCCUCCCCCAGGGCUUUGCGAUCUUGGCUGGCGCACUGGGACUCGCUCAGUUUGGCAGCAGGAUCAGACACUGGCAGUGGCAGUUGACGGGGUCUGUCUUCGUCAUGGUCUUUUUUGGAUCGCUACUUGCCCUGGUCAACACCCACAACAAAGGAUUAAUGCUGGCAUUUGUUUUCCUGUCGCAGGCCGGUUAUGGUUGGGCCAUCUAUCUCGCCAUCGCUGUCAGCCAGAUGGGUGUCGAGCACAAAGACCUGGGGAUCAGUGGUGGGAUUUCAGGCGUGGCUCGCUUCGCGGCGGGUUCGAUGGGCACUUCUGACAAUGACCGAGUUGGCGCGGCCGUCUAUACCACGAUUUUGACCAAUACUACUAACGACUGGAUCACGAAGCUCGUUCCCUCGGCAGCGUUGGAUGCCGGUCUGGCUCAAUCGAGGGUGGCAGACCUGAUGGAGGCGGUUGGAACACCGGCGUUGGCCGAGGAUUUCAGCCCCAGGGUCGUCUCCGCUGUGGCACAAGCACUCGCAGAAGCUAAUGUCCACGGCAUCAGGUCAAGCUUAACCAUCUUUCAACGUUCUGGGCAGUUUCCUAAUCUAGUCUACAGAGUCGUGGCCUUGGCCUCGAUGGCAUUCGGUAUCGUCGGUAUCAUCGCCGCCGCUCUCUGCAAGGAUGUCGAUUCCAAGAUGAACAAUAAGGCACGGGCACUCCCCUGCGCAAUCAUUCUGAUCACUAACGACUACUCCAGAUUGAGGUCUACCUCGAGAACACCGGACAGGCACCUAGAAAUAUCCACCACUAGGCUGCUCAUAGAGCGCUGA